Penicillium odoratum is the source of this 831-nucleotide messenger RNA. RefSeq names its product NAD(P)-dependent oxidoreductase. The coding region runs from base 1 to 831 and encodes 276 amino acids. The record is from RefSeq and is a predicted model, not a curated record. The transcript has 5 exons. NCBI's taxonomy places the organism in Eukaryota, Fungi, Ascomycota, Eurotiomycetes, Eurotiales, Aspergillaceae.
AUGUCUGAAAGUCUCCGAGUUGCAGUAUUGGGACCUAAGGGCCAGUGUGGAUCGUGCGUCGUGGAUGAACUUCUGGCCAGAGGUCACAGCGUGGUCGGAAUUUCUCGUUCGCCCCCUAAGACGUGGGCAAAGUCCGGAGAGUACAAUGCAAUCUCAUGUGACUACAGCAACAUCAAAGAGCUCAGUACAAUCUUGUCCGAUGGAAACUUCGACGCUGUCGUAUCCGCCUUCGCCCCCCCUCUGGUUGACAUGAAGGCCGUGUACCGCGUGGGCGUGGAGGGCCAUGGCAAUAUAAAAAUGGCUAUCCUCGGCUCAACUUUCCGCGGUAUUUUCAUUAUCAUUGGCGGCGCCGGAUCACUGUAUUUCAAGCAUGGCGUCCAACUGUGUGACGAUGAAGACUUUUGCUUCAAGCAUUGGUAUGCGUGGCCGGACGUUCAUCUCGAUUACAUGUCAACUCGUAUGUUUGAUCAUGGUCAGCGAGCAUUCGGUACAUUCAUCUCUCUAUUCAAAUGGGCAAGAGGGAAUGUUGAGAAUCCCGGCUACACCGUAGGCCUGAUUUUGUGCUCUCGGGCGGCCCUGACCAUGUGGGAAGGGGUCCGGGAGACAAAUUGGAGCUUUUUGUCACCCCCAUGGCAGUUGCGCGACAAGGGGAUUCGCACUGGAAAAUAUGAGGUCCACGUGGAUGACGGCGCGGGUUCUGCUGAGCCAGGAAUUGAUAAGGGAGUAUACAACGAGGACAUGGCGGUGGCUAUUGUGGAUGAGGUUGAGAACAACAAGCUGAACCACAAGCAUUGGACAUGCACCGGGCCAGUUGGGUUGAAGGAGUGGUAA